AGGCGCUUAAAGACAGCGGAAGGAGGAGACGGGGAGGCUUCAUUUCUGUGCGAGUCUGUCAGACGGCUGCACGGACUCUCCCUUUCAUCUCUCCGUGUCCCCGGCUUAGCUGCGCUCUGCCUCCUCCACGUCUCGGCUAGCCGCCUCUGUCCCGCGUAAGAAUGGCUUCAGGUGUAGCUGUUUCUGAUGAAGUCCUAAGAGUCUUCAAUGACAUGAAGGUGCGAAAGACCUGUACUCCAGAGGAGGCUAAACAGCGCUAUAAGUGUGUCACAUUUUGUAUGAGUAGUGACAAUAAAACAAUAGUCCAAGAGGAAGGGACGGCGAUCCGUGUGGGAGAUGUUGGAGACGCAAUUCCUGACCCCUACGCGCACUUUGUGAAAAUGCUACCUGACCGAGAUUGCCGUUACGCUCUUUAUGACUGCAGCUAUGAAACAAAGGAGAGUAAGAAAGAGGACCUAGUCUUCUUCUUCUGGGCUCCUGAAGAUGCUUCGCUGAAAAGCAAAAUGAUAUAUGCCAGUUCUAAGGAUGCAAUCAAAAAGAAAUUCACAGGUAUCAAGCAUGAAUUGCAAGCAAACAACAAGUGUGACAUAAAGGACCGCAGUACUCUUGCUGACAAACUUGGGGGCUCCUCAGUCAUCUCUGUAGAAGGAAUGAGCAUCUGAAGACCUCAUUGCCUCCUCCCAUUGUCUGUGCCACUUCUUUAAAGGGGCUUCCAUGUAACUACAUCCCCAACAGUAUCUCCAUGUACCCUUCAAGCCCUGUCUAAGAGGGAAUCCAUUCCAUAGGCAGGCUUCUACUUCAAGCCACCCCCAUGCAGACAGGCAUAAAUGUCCCCAUAGUAUGGUUUUUAUAUGUAGAGGCAGCUCAUCACAAUUUCUCUGCCCCUUCAUUUUGCACUUGCCUCCUAAGCCGAGUUAUUUUGCCAAAUGCAACCUGGCAUCUAAUACACUCCCCACCUUUAUGUAUUUAGUGAAUGCUUAUCCUAGCUCUGGAGAUAUGAUUGCCCUCUGUUCUAGCUAGAGUGAGAAGAAACCUAAUCUAUUGCUUGUGGGUUAUAACCUUACAUUCCCAAACAUUACUUCUGUAACAUUCCUGUUUUCCAGUCUAUCUGGAACUUGCAGGAUAAGUACUAAUGGUGUUUCUAGAAUGCUAUUUUGUAACAUACAAAAGUCAACCUUUCAUGCAUAACAUUAAGUCCUUACAAAGUUUUACUAUUUAACUUAGAAUAUUGGGCGGAGCUGCUUGCCCUGGCACAGCAUUCCAUAUUUAAAUCUUGAAAUGGAUGGCCGUAUUUCAGCAUACUUUGCCAAUUUCCCUCUACAUUCCUGUGACCUUAAAUAGUCACUUCUGUUUAUUUAGGGUCUUUUGGGAUUGUGUAGAUAUAAGUGACUGAAACCCUUCCUUCACCUCUACAUUCCUUUGUUCAUUGCAGUCUCUACUUUUUGUCUUGCGUUACUAAUAUGGAAGUCAUACUGGCAGAUCCGACAUUAAUAAAUCUAUAAAAGAACA
Messenger RNA from Pseudophryne corroboree (corroboree frog), 1509 nucleotides. It is a transcript of the gene CFL1, whose product is annotated as cofilin 1. Bases 162 to 662 code for a protein of 166 amino acids. The record is from RefSeq and is a predicted model, not a curated record. Gene Ontology annotation, biological process: actin filament fragmentation; actin filament severing. NCBI's taxonomy places the organism in Eukaryota, Metazoa, Chordata, Amphibia, Anura, Myobatrachidae. The transcript is spliced from 4 exons. Gene Ontology annotation, molecular function: actin filament binding. Gene Ontology annotation, cellular component: actin cortical patch; cytoplasm; actin cytoskeleton.